AACUCUUCCUUUCUUUUCUCUCAAUAUAUAAACUCUCUCACUCCCAUCCCCUCUCUCUCUUAAUUUCUUUCAUCUCCAAGCGGCGAAGUUUCACUCCCAUCUUCUAAUCAAUUCAUCACAUAUCUCACUGCUCUCUUGAUUUCAAGCUAGCUAUGGUGGAUCUUCAAACUGUUUGCUGCAUGUGCGGCGAUAUUGGUUUCCCUGACAAACUUUUCCGCUGCAAUAAGUGCCGCCACCGAUUCCAACACUCGUAUUGCAGUAACUUCUAUGGGGAAUUAGCUGAGAUAGGACAGUGCGAUUGGUGCCAAAGCGAGGUGAAAAAUUCAACAAAUGUUGUUGUUGGCUCGAAUUCCAAGAAACCGGUGCUCGUCGCCGUGACUGGAAUAACUAACCGUUCUGAAUUUGCCGGUGAGAGAAUCAAACAGCAUGACGUCUCAGAGAAGGGGAAGAGCCCAACUCCUUCGCCCCGGAGUACACGCAGGUACAAGCUUCUCAAGGAUGUCAUGUGUUAAAAAAGAGUGGAAAAAACCCAUCAUGCCAUUAGUUAGUAUUAGCUAGCUAGCUAGGUGUAUUUUGUUUUGAAGUGUGUUAUCUUUAUAGUAGCGAAAGAAAACGUAAACAACUCACUCAAUAGUAGAGACCAUUUUCUAACACUCGACAUGAUGUCUGAAAAUGAGCUGCAUUGUUGAGUGGUUUGUGUACGAGAGCUCUUGUAGUAGUAGCUUUGCCAACGUUAAUACUAAGUUUACGAGCCUUGUACUUCUCUUGCUUUAAGUGGCCUUUUCAUUUAAGUUGUGAAUACAAGAACUAUGUAACUUGAUGUUACCUAUAAUCUAUGGCUUCAAGUUCCCCA
This is a messenger RNA of Lotus japonicus, 853 nucleotides long. RefSeq lists its product as uncharacterized. Lineage: Eukaryota; Viridiplantae; Streptophyta; Magnoliopsida; Fabales; Fabaceae. Bases 153 to 512 code for a protein of 119 amino acids. The record is from RefSeq and is a predicted model, not a curated record. The transcript has 2 exons.